Messenger RNA from Thalassophryne amazonica, 2231 nucleotides. It is a transcript of the gene tgm5l, whose product is annotated as transglutaminase 5, like. Gene Ontology annotation, biological process: peptide cross-linking. The record is from RefSeq and is a predicted model, not a curated record. Gene Ontology annotation, molecular function: protein-glutamine gamma-glutamyltransferase activity. NCBI's taxonomy places the organism in Eukaryota, Metazoa, Chordata, Actinopteri, Batrachoidiformes, Batrachoididae.
AAUUUCACUUUCUCACCACCACAUGACAAAAUGUUUUAGGAGGGUGGGGCAACACUUAAUAUAUCUGUGGAAGGACAGUGUGUGGACAUUUACAACAAAACACACCAACAAAUGGAAGGGUUAAAUAUUCAAAAUGUCGACCUGCACAACUCAGAGAACCUGGAGAGACACCGGACAGCAGGCUUCAGCAGCUCCGACACACUGGUGGUGCGAAGAGGGGCCCCGUUCAGAGUCAGCGUGCACCUGGCGGGCCGUCCCUUUAACCCCAACACGGAUUCGAUGAGGAUCAAAGUUAUGCUGGGCCGCCUGUAUGUGAUAAUGCCAGUCACUUUCAAAAAUCAGGCUUCUUCCUCUGCUUGGAAAGCCUACUUUGACUCAGAGGAUCUGAACCUCCAGACACCCUCUAUCUUCAUCUCCUCGCCUGCUUCUGCUUCAGUGGGCUGCCACAGAUUCCAGCUGUGCGCCCACAGUCAGAGCAGCCAGUUGAGCCAUGUGUUUGGCAUGUUCAUCCUGCUGUGUAACCCCUGGUGUAAAGACGAUGCAGUAUUCAUCUCAUCUGAGGAGCAGAGAGAAGAAUAUGUACAGAACGACUCUGGGUUGCUGUACAUGGGGACAGCAAUGAACCUUGUUUCCAGACCUUGGUCCUUUGAUCAGUAUGAACCAGGUGUUUUGGAAGUCUGCCUGAAUGUGCUCAACCUCAGCCCCCAGCACAAAAAAAACAAAAAACUCCUCAACCGAAGCAAACCUGUGUACAUCAGCCGGAUUGUUUCUGCUAUGAUUAAUUGUGAAGACGACUGCGGCGUGCUGAAGGGGAAUUGGACUGGCGAUUUCAAGGAAGGAGUUCAUCCCUCGAUGUGGACAGGGAGUGGGGACAUUUUGAAACAGUGGGCCCGGUCUGGUUACCGGCCAGUCAAGUACGGACAGUGCUGGGUGUUUGCAGCUGUCAUGUGCACAGUUCUGCAAGUUCUUGGCAUUCCUUGUCGUGUCAUCACCACCUUCAACUCUGCUCACAACACCCAUGGCAACUUGGUGAUUGAAGAGUACUACAGCAAGACAGGGCAGAAGCUGAACCUCAGUAAAGACAGCAUAUGGAACUUCCAUGUCUGGGUGGAGUGCUGGAUUCGACAGGAUCUGGGAUCCGGACUGGAUGGAUGGCAGGCUCUGGACCCGACCCCUCAACAGCGGAGUGGAGGAGUGUACCGUUGCGGCCCCGCCCCGGUAAACACAGUCAAAAACCGGCGUUUAAUGCCGUGGUAUGAUGUCCCGUUUGUCUAUGCCGAGGUGAAUGCUGACGUCCACACUGUCAUAGUGAGAAAUGGUCAGGUCAUCAGCCACACAAAAGACACAGAAAGAGUCGGAUCCCUCAUCUGUACCAAAGCUAUUGGCUGCCCGCGAAUCCAGAACAUCACAGGAGACUACAAAUACCUCAAAGAUCAAAAUUCAACACUUUCAUCAAACAGUUCCGCAAUGACAGAUGACUCAACAUUAAGGAGAGCUGCCCUGGUUUUGGAAAAAGCUCCUGUUUCCGGUGAGCCAAUCCGCUUCCUAGUGCAAUUUAUCAAUAGGCAGAGUGCUGCUAAGGUGGUAAAGGUGCACAUCAACGCCCAGGCCAAGGAGUACAGCCACAGUCCAUCAGACACUUUCUGGGAAACUCAGGGCUUCGUGGAACUGGGACCCAUGGAAGCCAAAGUGCUCCACUAUCAGAUCCUGCCGUCCCAGUAUGAGGACGUGGUGGGAGACGACCUGGUCAACCUCGCAGUUGUCCUGGAGGAUAAGAACAGUCACGAGCAGGUCCUGGCCGCAGAGGAGUUCAAUAUUGCCAGUCCGGAACUCAUCAUACAGAUUACAGAUGAUGAAGACUCUAUCGUGACUCGAAAGGAGAACUCUGCCUUAGUGACGUUCACAAACCCUUUUUCUCAGCCAGUGAGCGGAGUUCUGACUGUAUCUGGAGCAGGACUGAUGCAGGGAAAGAUUCACUUCAGGAUGCUGCCACUGCAGUCAGGAGGAACUGUGAACCAGUGUAUCACUUUCAUUCCCAACAUGGUGGGAACAAAGAUGCUGCAGGCAAGCUUAAAAAUCUAGAAUAUCAACUCAGUCAUCAGAGGAUUCAAGAUGGUCUCAGUCAAGAGCUCUUAGUUGACCAAGCUCCAUCUUUUUUCCAAUUUAUUUUUGUUUUUUGUGUCUCUUUGGUUGUAGAUAUGCACCAAAUGUGAAUGUAGUGUAUUUAUUAC